ACCCUUCCCGCCGCCACCGAAGCCUCUCUCUCUCUCUCGCUCGCUUGCCCGAAUGGAGCGGCCGCGCGAUGCGGCGGCGGCGGCGGAGGUCCUCUCGCUGUACGACGCGUGCUGGUUCCGCCGCCUCGUGCUCCUCUCUCCUCCCCCCUGUGCGGCUGCAGCUCAAGCCGAUGCGGUCGCGCCGCCUGUGGCUUCUUCUCCGCCGGUGGAGCCGCGGCGGGAGGAGGAGGAGGGGAGAGAGGUGAAGAGGUCUCCGUCGGGGAUGCUCCGGCACCGGCGGACGCGGAGCCACGAGGCGACGGCGGCGGCGUUCGGGGCGCUCGAGCCGCUCAGGAUCCCCGACGGCCACCGGGCCAGGCUCGAGACGAUACUGUCCGGGAAGGACGGGCUGCCCGCGCCCCAGCCGCAGCCGCAGCCGCAGCCGCUGCUGGAGCGGAGGAGGCCGGCGAUGCGGCGGCCCGGGAGGCGGCGGCAGAGGCGGGGGCGGAGCAUGUCGGAGCUGGAGUUCGAGGAGGUGAAGGGGCUACAGGACCUCGGGUUCACCUUCUCCGAGGACGACGUCGACGCCGAGCUCGCGUCCAUCGUGCCGGGCCUCCGGCGGCGUCGCUCGGACGAAGACGACACCAAAACCGCUACGGCCGCAGCGGCGGCGUCCGCCGAGGUGGAAUCUACUCGCCGGACCAGCUCUGCUCCGGCCGGCACCGCCUCAUCCUCAGCCCCAAGGCGGCCAUACUUGUCAGAGGCGUGGGACGACGAGGAGGAGGAGGUGAGGACGAUGCUACGCAACUGGAGGAUCCCGCCGGCCGGCGACGGCGCCGACCUGAAGCAGCACCUCCGCCUCUGGGCCCACACCGUCGCCUCUGCCGUCCGGUGAAGGUCUCCUCUCUUUGCAGUUUUGACCGAGCACUCGUUAAUUAAUUAAUUACUAAUGCAUGAUCAAGUGUAAAUAUUCUGCGAUCAUGUGUGUACAAAUUAGUUGCUUCUAGUUUUAUACCACAAAAUGUACGCAUUUCUUUUUGAGUUAAUUAAUUGUUACAUGUUUUUAGUUCAUAUCACAAAAUGUAAGUUUGUAUCAAUACGAAAAUCUUGAAAUAAACAUAUUUUUUUUCGCAACGAACGAAAAGAAAGGGAGAUGUGAAAUGAAGAGAAGAUUUGGGUGUAGUGUUAUGCA
Molecule: messenger RNA, 1171 nt
Organism: Oryza brachyantha (malo sina)
Lineage: Eukaryota; Viridiplantae; Streptophyta; Magnoliopsida; Poales; Poaceae
Exons: 1
Coding region: 53-874 (273 amino acids)
Source: RefSeq, a predicted model, not a curated record